AUGACCGAACCUGGCCAGUCAGAUGUUUUCAUUCAACAAGCAACACAAGCAACUAACAUAAUUGAAUGGUCAAUUUCUUCAGAAUUUCACAGAGAUAAUCAAAGAGUUACAAUAAAGGAUUUCGAAAAACCAGACUUCACUGGUGGUCAUCCCAUUAUGCAAGUGAAGAGUUUUGAACCGUCAAAUAAACCUGUCGGCUACAUUAUAAAUGAAUGCACGCUACCUUUGGUAAUGCAAACGAUAGCCGAUAAAACGCUUAAUGAAGUCGAUGCGAGCAAGGAAAACAAUAGAAAAAAGGAGCUUGCCCGCAUGACUACAGAGCAACUCAAAGAGUAUGCAGGCUUUAUUGAAAUUUGCUUGAAACCGUAUAAUGGCUUGGAAGUAAUUAUGUUUUAG
Molecule: messenger RNA, 396 nt
Organism: Paraglomus occultum
Lineage: Eukaryota; Fungi; Glomeromycota; Glomeromycetes; Paraglomerales; Paraglomeraceae
Source: the annotation of a GenBank genome assembly